AAUCGCACGGGAAACAUGAAAACCUGCUAGUUCCCGGCACCUUGAAAAUGUUAUCUUUAUUGUGAUAAUUAUAUGAAGAUUGUGAUGGAUUUUAUAUUAAUAAAUUAUAGUCUUAAAUGAACAUCUACUAUUAAAAGAACAAAAAAUAUUUAAUAACAAAUCAAAGAUGAGAAUGGCUGAAUCAGAUAGGAAAUGUUCUGCCGAGAUUUAUUUAGCAGAUAACGCUCUACCAAUACCUAUACAAAUAUUUUUAUGGAAACAAGUUAGUCCAUUUGUUCGUCCGAAGCUUGGAAAACUACAUGAAGCCUCAUGUAUGUUUAGUCAACAUGCAAGUACCGGACAUCAUGAAUUGAAAGAGGCAUGUAAAUCUUUUGAGAAGGUUCUUGUUCAAAACAUAAAAUCUGGACUCAAACCCGACUUAACUGAAGCUAUUAAAGCUAUACCAAGAUGGCGUUUAAUACAAGCUUCUCUCCCCCACGUCAUGCAUGCGGUCGCGUCCAUUCUCUACAACAGAAUGAAAGAAGCAAAUAUACAAAAUUUGGGAGCUGUAGAAACAAAAUUGUUGUACACUUUACAUUGGAUAAUACUUGACGCAGUUGACGAAUGUGCGGACGAAGAUUUUGAGAAAGGCAUUUUGCACUAUUCUCAUUUUUAUUACCUGUUUUCUAUCCCAACUAUUACGUUAUUUGUUUACCUCUUUGCUCCAAUAUGUCAUAAUUUGAAAGAAUCGGAUUUUCAAAAUUUUCGACUAGAAAAUGGUUUAAAAAUUUGGCAAGCUAUGUGGGAAUUCAGACACCCUGAAGCCCCUUGUUUUGUUUCUCACUGUAAACCGAAGCCUAAGUUUCUUAAUGGAAAAAAUUUGAAGAUCAAACAACAAUUUGGGGAUGUAUUUGUGGGUAGAAAACAAUCACAUGAAGAAAUUCUCACACGAGAUAGUCCAACUAUAAGUCAUGGUGUUAGUGCUUCUAGUUCAGAACAACAGCAUUUUCCAAUUGCUGGAACCGCUACUCCAGUUACCAUCACCGCUACUAUAACUACUAAAGUUGAUGAUGAGGGUUCUUGGGUAUCUUCACCAAAAGACACCGUUUUCCCUGAAACCAUCCCAGAAGAGAGCUCGAGCACAGAAGAAGAGCACGUAGUAAUAUUUAGGCUACCAUCUUUAAAUGAAUCAGAUGGAUUCACAAGGGAUCCGUCUAUUUAUACAGCCGAAACUAGUAUAAUUCAAUUAGCAAUGAGAAGAAACGGUAGCACACGAAACAAUCAAGGGAAAAGUGAACAUAUUUCCCCUGUAGAAACCAAGUCUAGCACGAAACCACCAAUGCAAAAAGUUGGAUCAUCUACUGAUAAAGAUUCACUAGAUAGUAGUAAAAUUCCUUCAACGGAAGGUCAGCCAAGAGACGAAGGUGGAAAAAUAUCUCCACAUAUCCAUGACAGUUCCGCUGCUAGUUUUUUAGAUGUAGCAGUGCUCAGGUGUCUUUUCAUAACUCUGUGGCAAGAGGAAGGAAUUUAUUGGGCUCUACAUUACAUAUAUAAUAGAUUACGGGAUAUCAACGAUGAGUCAGUUGGACAACAACAACCUAGAAAAAGGAGCAAUUCUUUACCCAUACCUAAAAUAGAAGUGUCUCUUUAUUCAAGUAAUGAAUCGAAAAAAAAUGGAAAUGAUAAUAAGGAUUUCAUAGAAGUACCAGAAAUUAAAGACGUCUCUCUUUUAUCAGAAUCACCUUUUAUAAGUCAAACAAAAUCCGAAGAGUCUCUACACAAAAGAACAGCUAGCGAAAAAAUUGGCAAAAAGCGUAAAAAAAUAGCCGAUUUAAAGACUUUUGUUGAAACCAAACUGUUAUCUAAAUCGGACAAAGCUUUGGAAAAAAUUGGACACGACGAGCAAAAACCUUUAACAAAACGUUCGGUGGGUUCGAGAAGAAUGUUAAAUGUACUACAAGAUUAUCAUAGGAGUUUAGAUACAGGUGACGAACAUCUGACUAGGCCGCAGUCCUCAUUAUCUAAAAUGUUUGAGCCACCCAGUAAUCUGGUUAAAGGAAAAAGUAUGCCUAGUUUAAGCUGUAUUUUAGAUGAACUGAAUCAACCGGGAGGGUUUAUCGAUGAAUCGAACUGGGAGGUAAAAAGAGGUGGGAAAUAUAUCCAAAACCAACCAAUGGCAAAUCCUAUCAUCACAGUUACUGAGCACACGCCGACGCCAUCUCCCGACUUUUUACGAAGACAAGGGUCAAUGGAUAGUCAGCUUGAUGUAGCAAGUUUAUCAGGUAGUAAAUUAGGAAACUGGCAAGAAAGAAAACCCAGCUUAACUCGUUCUCAAACCGAUUCCAAUAUUACUUAUGCAAGUGAAGACAUUCCUGAAGCACCAGGUGCUGCUUGUUAUAUAACAAAGGAUGGUGAUAUCGAUUUGCAAGUAGUUCUGCAGGCAGCGCAUAGAAGCUCACUUAGAGACAGUGCUUCUUGUACAUUAAGAGUUUUAGAAGUGAUUCUGAAUAUUAUCGAACUUUUAAUGGACAUGGGUGUUUUGAAACAAUGUCUGAAAGAAGAAGCCGUUAGUAAUACUAUUAAUCAGCAUGAAAAUGCUAGUCCAAACAGAAGAACAGGAAAAAUACCGCAAAGUUCCACUCAUGGAUCACUCGGUGUUGGUGAUCCCGAAAAAAGUAAACCUAUUUCCUCACACAGACUUAUUAUGAACACCAUAGUGAGAGUUUUAAAACAUCUCGGUUGUCCUCAAGGCUGCGCUGACGGUCAAAGAGGACCUGCCGCUGAGUUUCUCAGAACUCAAUCACAAAAUAUUCUUGUGAAACUCAAUAGAGCUAGUCCGAAGCAAUUCAAGGGCUUCUUAAAAGAUUACGUCAAAUACCAACCAAUAACUGACGUUAUGGAUCUAUUUCAUUCCUAUGUUGGUUUCUGCAUAGAUCCUAGUUCACUUUUGUCGCCUCUGAACCAGAAGAGGGACUCUAGCAAGUCACAGGACACAGUAUCGCAAGGUGGUUAUGGUAGGAACUUUGGCACAGGCCUUGGAGGCGGUGGAAUCAAAGGAAUCGAGGGCACCAUUAUAUCUCAUGUCUUCAAACCUUUGGUUACACGUUUUGUCGAAUCCAGCAAAGACAUCAAAUCGCCGGAAAAUGUUGGUCUUUACUGCGAAAUCAGGCAAUUAAUGACAUACAUCAAAGAAGGACAUGGUAGUAUUUUUAGAAGGGUAGCUUUAAGUGCUUUAAUUGAUACUGCUGAUAGACCUAGCAAAAAAGAUGCUACUCUCCAGACUACUAGAGUGAUUAGGCAUAUGCAUCCUUCAGAAAUAGAAGAGCAACAAGACAUACCAACAGAUACACAAUCGUAUACAGAAGACAAAGGUACAAGAAAAUCUCUUUUCAAAAAACGAAGUACUUCAUCGACUUGUCCAAGUCUUUUGGAAACUGAAGCGGAGGAACUACCAAAAACUAGUCAGAGUCCUUUGGGAAAUUUGAGAAAAAAACAUCAUAUUUUGACUCCAAGACAAAGCGAACGAGCACUAGGUAUCGCUGUGGAACCAACGAUAACUAUAAAAACAAAAAAGUCUAAAUUAGGAGGCUUAGUUAACUGGUUCAGAAAAGGAGAUACUUCAUCAACUGAUGAAUUAGAUAAUGUAGACAAUGGUGAUUCUUUCACUGAUACUUCGAGCUUUAUUAGACAAGCGUCAAAAUACUAUCAGCAGAAAGAACAUGGAAAAAGUAACGUGAGUCAAAGUAUUCAAAAAGCUAAACGUAGAAUGGAAGACAAGUUCAAAUUUGUUUUGAAAAAAGGAAAGAAGAAAGAUGGUAGUCAAGAAGAAUCUGCUGGUGGAUAUUUUAGUAGAAAAAAUUCCAUGGAAUUCGGUGAAACAUCUAGAGAAUCAGAAUUUGUAGUCCUAAAAGAAAGAAGAUUGGUUUCAACGAAUUUAGUUUGCCAAGGAGUGUCAAGACUAUCUUUUCUUCUAGAAACAUGUCCACCUGGCUCUGUUCCUGAUGCCCAUCUAUUAGCGUCAGUUUUAGACUUGCCUCAUUCAACUGUAGUGGCAAGAGCAUCUCUCCUUCUAGAAUGCGCAUAUUUUGUUCAUUGUUGUAAUAAAAAUCAGUGGCCUCCGUGGAUGAAGUAUAAUAUCCCAGUGUACAGACCAUCAGGUCCUAUACCAGCAAGAGGAAAUAGUACUACUGGACUUCGAAGAUCACAUGUUAUGCAAAGAGCCGCAGGGAAAAUGUUUUAUCAGUGGGCAGAAAUAAUUGGACAAAGAUUGGAAGAAUUUAUUAAUGAAGAUAAAACACUACGAGCAUCAGUUAUCGCAAUGGUUACGGAUGAACAAAAACAAAGAGAACUGUUGAUUCAAGAUGAAGAAGAAGAUUUCUUGGACGAGGCAAGUAUACAUUCAUAUGGAUCUUCUUGUCCUAUGGCACUGCGACUGAUAGCUUGUGUUCUUCUGCAAGAAAUUACUGCGUUUUUACGUGAAACAUAUCAAACUUUACCGAAAUCAUCAAGAAUAAUCGAAAAGGGUAAGCCAACCGCUUGGGAUAAGUUAUAUAGCAGAGAAGCCAAUAGGAGGUGGAGUAUGGCUUUAUCUUCUAUGGGCCAUUCUCAAACUUCAGCACAAAGUUUGCAAUCAAUAGCAGGUGACAGAGAUUCAGGCCAAACUGGAGAAAGAAAAAUAAGUUUUGUGGUUCACGAACCAGAUAAUGAAUCAGAAGGUAGCAGCAAUACAACUGUAACAUUACAGCAAUUUUUGCAAGGUGAUGAUCCAAAGCGACAGCAGGCAAGACCAUCAUAUAUUUUGAGAAGAGGCACGGCAGCACCAAGUGGAGGUUCUUUCAAAAGGCGCAGCUUAAAACUGAGAAGAGGCACCAAAGAUGGAAUGGAUCCAGAUUGGAAGAUUCCUGAUUCAGUGAAACGCACAGAUUCCAUUCAAUCUAAAAGAAAAGUUAGUUCCAUAUCGGAUAGAAGCGAUACUUCUGAACCUGGAGCACCAGGGGAGGUUAGUGGUGAAGAAUCACCUGGUGUUCUAAGCGAUGAACAGCCUCCCGAAAGUCCAAGCGACAGUAAUGACACUGACGACACUUCAAAGCAUAUGCCGUGGCUGAAAACUAUGAUCCAAGUAUCUAAUUCUCUUUACUAUUAUUGCCCUCAUCAAAAUUUUUGUCAUCCUUUUUGCUAUAGAAGAGUUAUGAGAGGAUGUAGUAGACUUAUUAAAGCGGUAAGGAAAGUGUAUGGCGAAGAAUUCGGAAUAUUGGAGGAUAGAUUGUGUAUGGAUUUUGGCGAUAAAAAGAAGACUAAGAAAGAAAAGGGACAGAAUAGAAAAGUAUCAGAUCAAACUAGCUCAACCGUAUCCCCGAUUAGAAGAAAAGAUAGUGUUGGGAAAAAAGAUAAAAUUGAUAAAAAUACUGACCAGCUGGGUAAAAUGUAUUCCAAAGAAUCUUCUCGCGAUAUUAUAGAUUCUGAUGCAGGAGAUCAAAAAACUACUUCUGUCAAAAAACCUGAGGAAACGCCUCUUAUUUUAAAAUAUAUUAAAGCCCAAGUUAAAGAUGCUUUCCAUUCCCAUUUAGCAGUAUUACUCAAAGGAGCAGUAAUCCUAAACGAAGAUCAUUUUCAAGAAAUUAUUCCGGUAGCUUGGGAAUUACUUCUUGAACCAAAUCAGGAAGUUACGGCUUGCGCAGCUUCCAUUUUUAUACUUGGAGCUGUUAAAUCUCCUCAAACAGCAUCCGAUAUAAUGCAACACGGUCUUUCGCAUCCUGAUUGCUCUACUAGAAUUAAUGCUAUCCUACGUUUCCAAGUGUUAUGGAAGAUGAGAUACCAAGUAUGGCCAAGAAUGGAAGAAAACGCCCAAUUACUUUUCAAAGUACCACCACCCGGUAUUGAAUUCACUUUACCUUCACCAAAAAUCGGUAUCGAAUCCUUGGAUGUAGUAGAUUCUCCUUGGGAAUUGCUAGUUAAAACAAAAGUUGAAGAAGUUACUAUUAAUCAAGAAAGACAUAGAUCACUAGUUACAGCUACAAAAACUAGAAAAAAGCAACAAACUGAGCUGAUAAAAAUGGCGUUACAAGCACAAGAUGAUAAGAAAAGGGAAGAACGAGAAAACUUUUUGAUUACAACCAUUCCAAUUACAAUGCAAGCUGCACAUGAACCAAGUUUGUAUCAUACCAGCGAAGAACAUGAAGAAGUUGAUGAUGAACAAGCUGAUGGACAACCUAGGAAUACCGGUCAUCAUCUCCAUUCCGCUCAUUCUUUAUUCCCUUCUUGUCUGUGUUCUGCAGUUGUUCAGAUAAUAAAUCUCUUAGACGAUGCAGCAGUUUCCGCAGAUGGAAAUGCAGUAUAUGAAGUAGCAUAUCAAGUUAUUUGGACGUGUUUGGUGGAAGACAGUGCUUUAUUUCUGAGGUAUAUUCUGGAAAGACUUACGAGAGAAAAACAAGAAUUAAUGUUCAAAAUAUUGAGACAUUUGAUAAGAUUCAUUCCGAAGCUACCACAACAAGCAGCUUUUGCUCUUUAUAAUUAUAUUAUAGGUUAUGUUAUGUUUUACGUAAGAACGCCGCAUGAAGAUGGUCAAAAGCUUAUUGGAGCUGCUCUCUCACUUUUAUGGAUGGUGGUUCACAGCGUUCAUGGUAUUAUGUUCAAAGAUCUCAAGCAAAUAUUAAGGAAGGAACAAUGUGAUGCAUCAAUUUUACUUACUGCUAAUGUCCCUUCGGCAAAAAAGAUUAUCGUACAUGGUCCGCAAGAUCCUGAUGCGGGAGGUAUCCCUUCGCAAUUUCCAGUUCAAGAAGAUACCCAAUUUUGUCAAAUCUUAAGAGAGGGAUUAGAUUUUUUCGGAAUUGAAGAAUCUAAACAUAAAGAAUUCUUUUUGGUCGAUUAUAAAACUCAUCAAAUUAGAAAUCCUUCGUCAUAUGUCCGCGAUUAUUAUUUUUUCAAAAGAUCACAGUAUCCACAAUUGGAAUUGGUUCAUAUGAAGCCUGAUGUUGCAUUUAACGCGUUGCAAAAACAAGAACUGCUUCACAAGUUCGUUGAAAUCGGUAAAGUUCUUCUUACAUGGGCGAUAUUGAAAAACGUAGACAUGGUGGUACAAAGGGUUGUUUUUCUACAUGAAGAACUUAUGAAACUUCCUUCUUUCCCAAGAAAAGCUCUUGAAUCUGAUUUGGAUCUAUAUAAAAGCGGACCAUUAGGAAAAGAGCUUCUUGGUUUGGACGUCUUACAUAAAUUUAUGUGGGUGAGACUUAUAGCAAGAAUGUUCGAGGCUAUGGCAGGAAAUUUCGCUUAUUCUGGAGAUAUUCAUCUAUUUGUGAAUGUUUUGAAUGGAGCGUUAGUUCUGCAUUCUGAAGAUGCUUGUAUUUUAAGAUACGUUACAGCGACUUAUAUAAACGCCGCUUUUCAUUUCAAAAAUAUAUUUUCAACAAAUGGAUAUCUAUUAAUCAUGCCGACUUUAUUGAAAAUCUACUCCAAUCAUCAGACAAAUAAGCUGGUGACUACCACAAUCGAAUAUGCUGUGAAACAAUUUUAUCUGAUGAAUAGGAAACCAUUUAUUUUGCAAAUGUUUGGUUCCGUUUCCGCCAUGUUGGAUACUGAUGAGGAAGGAACUUACGGCGAUGCUCAUAAGAUUCAAUCUAGUUGUUUAUUCAACCUCCUGAUGAGUCUGGAAACGCCAUCUCCAGAUCCAUUGAACAUAGCAGAAUUGGUCAAAGAAGAAAAACCUUUAAAAGCAAUCGAUUUUUGCUACCACGACGAGAACGAAAUGGUUACCAUAUUGGACUGUAUUUCAAUGUGUGUUAUGGUAGUUUCCUACUCAUCUGAAAGUGUUAGAGGUUACCAGAUGCUGAUAAUAUUAGAAGCAAUAUUACCCUGCUACGUCAAACAAAUUCAAUUACCAACGUACAACAAAGAAGGCAAGAAGGAAAAGGAUAUCAUAAAUCAACUUGCUGUUGCCAUAAAAACUUUGGUCAAUAACUGCGAAUCUCUUACUAAGAGCUACAACGGUCCAUAUCGAUCAAGUCCCGAACACAAAGGGUCCAGUCAAAGGAACUACAGCCGCGGACCUUAUUCGCCAGGUUUCGACUUCGAGGAUGAUUCACAUUCGAAGUUUAUGAGCGAGCAUUCUAGAGCUAAAAGUAUGUACGAACACGAUGUCGAAGAUUCGGAAGUACUAAGGGCGGAAUACAGGAGACCGAGAGACGUUUUAUUAUCAUUAGUCGGAGAGUUCGUAUGCAGAGCCGCGACAAGACUACAAGAUUUAAAUAAGAAAAAUAACAGUGAUGGAAAAGUUGUGGAGCUGUUGGAUAUCAAAUCACAUGUGCGUUUAGCUGAUAUAGCUCAUACAUUAUUGAAAGUUUCACCAUACGAUCCAGAAUCAAUGGGUUGUAGAGGAUUACAGCAUUAUAUGACAUACAUAUUACCAUCCACGGAUUGGUCUAAUGAUGCAAUGAGACCAGCGCUGGUAACGAUACUAAGAAGAUUGGAUAAAGUUUUUCAAAAAAUAUCUAAGAAGCCUUCUAUACGCAGAAACACUGAUUGGGAUGCAGCUGCUGGACUUCUCAAGGGUAUUUAUGAUACAAUGGUCAAGUAUCCAUACAUCAUCCACUGGUCUCAAAUUAGAGCGCUUAUCAGUACCUGUCAGAGUUUAAUUGUAAGUGACAGUGGCACUCAAGAAGGAGUUUCCGGAGCAACAGCUGCCCUAAUGAGCCAGGCUCCGCCAGCGCAUUUUUGUUCUAUGGUAGUACGUUUGAUCGCCUUACAAAUUCAAAAUACACAGGAUUCGUGUACACUUGAACAAGUUUGCGGUGGCAGUUCGGUAUUUCCAACACAAGAUAAAACCGAAAGUAUGAUUAUAAAUCUAAUAAUGCCUCUUUGUCUUCGAGUUGGAUCGGGAAGAAAAGAUGUUGGUCAAAUGAAUCAACAAGAUAUUAGUUUCGCAUUGACUUUAGUACUUCACGCUAUGAGUCCUCCAAAUACUAAAAAUGUAGGUCCAUCUGGGACGAAUGUUAAGCCAACAGCUGAAAAUAGAACGGGAAGUUUAACCUUUACAGGCACUAGAGACACCAAAACGUCUGCUAAAAUAAAUACUUCAUUAUAUCAAGUAGCAUUUUUAGCUCUCAAAAUAAUGGCCAUAUGCUUCGAAGGUGAGCUAAUGAGCGAAUGGUCAAGGAUCGGAAGAACAAUGAGAGAGCUUGGCAAAAGAAAUGAAGCUGCUACAUUUGUGUGGGAUUUCUUAGAUUUCGUUGUUACUCACAGGACGGUUCUUUAUAUACUAAUGCAACCUUUCAUAUUCCAAAAGUUAGCACAGCCGCCAAUUUCUGAUUUUGAACGGAACAUGCAUACAAAAAUAAGAAAUAAGAUGAGAAGUAUCGGUUUACCGCUGCCUAAAGGCAGAGGUGCUUUAUUAAUGGAGCUAGCACAAGAAAUGAAAUUAUUAAAAGAGGAAUUAGAUGAAUCAACUGAAUCUACUUCGGAACCAAAGAAAGAUACAACGCCGACGUGUCAGAUUACGACAGAAAUACAACCCAUGAGAAAUCAAAGGCAUUCUUUAAUCGGGCUUUUUACUGGUGAAGGUCUUCAUGCAUCUAAAUCUGCUCCAUCUCAUGAUGUAAUACAAUCCCAUUUAAAAGAAUCAUCUAGUACCAGUCACACAUCUACUCCAGUCCAAAGUUCACAUAUAAGUGAAGGUCAAGAGCCAAAUGCUAAUGGACAGUCGACUCCUAGUGCUCAACCGGAUCGUUCCUCUCAAAGAUCUUCAGUCAGUGAUGAUCAUGGUGUCCCUAUUCCCAAAUCAGAAUCCCUUCUACUUCACAAGGCACAUAAACUUCGUUUCGUAUCUUCUGUAGAAUUUAGACAUUCUUCAGGUGAAACAUCAACAACUCCUCUUAGCCCUGGCAGUCCAACAGAGGAUAGUUCGGGAGAAAUAUAUCCGAAUAAAUCGAGAUUACAAAGAAUUAAGCCGCAAAGCAGAAAAACGUUUCGUCUCCGAAAAAGCAAGAAAAAUCGACAAGCCGAAAUUAUCCAAUCAAAACUAGAAACAGAGUCAACUAUAAGUCCUCAACAUCAAGACUCAGUGUCACCUCCUGUUUCUCCUCCCGAUACGGCACAGUCUUCCCAAGAUAGUUGCCAAUUUCCUACACCGCCACAACCCCCAAUCGGCCAAAAGUCCGAACUGGUACAAAAUCAACGAUUCGAACCAUUAUCAGAUUCUCAUCGAUUAAGAAUUGCUACAAGGAGUAAAAUGACAGAUGGAUCUUGGGAUGAAGACUCGGCAAUUUCGCAGACUUCUAGCACAUCGGGAUACAGAGAAUCUUAUCCAGUGAUACACCUCAAAGAAACUCUGGAAUCUUCGCCGAAGGCUUUUCCUCCUUUAGCUUCUCCAGAUGUUCACAGUUUACCGUCCACAAGUAGUGCUACAACAACGAAUAAUUUUUUCGUAAUGGACAACUCAUCUCCGGAUUGUAGCCUUAACGAAAAUGGCGAAAAGGCUGCACUACUAGGUCCCAACGAAAAGUCUUCUUCUCAUCAGUCAUUAGUGAUGGUAUUUGAACCGCAAGAUGAAAACACUCUCAUAUAAAUAUUUGAAUGGUAGUAUUAUAUAUUUUUUAAAUGUUUAACUAAAUUUAAGAAUUAUUUUUGUUGCUAAAUUGUCUUUAUUUAAGGUUUCUUCUGAAACUAUUAGCAAAAUAUAUUUUUUGAUAAAGACCGAAAUGGAUACAUAUUUUAAGAUGUAAUUUUCAACUAGAAGAGGCUAAAAAUCAAGACAAGUUAGCUACAAAAACAUAUAAAAGGGUCUAAGGAAUAAGAAAUAAAGAAAUGUAUUCAUGAUAUGAUGUCAUAGAAAACAAUUUUUUAUUGGUAAUGUCAACUAAUAACAAACACCAAAUUUACCAUAAUCAAAUAUUAAAAAAUUGUUACCUUGAAACAAAUAAAAAAAUAAAGUUUUAACAAUGAGAA
Molecule: messenger RNA, 10914 nt
Organism: Diorhabda carinulata
Lineage: Eukaryota; Metazoa; Arthropoda; Insecta; Coleoptera; Chrysomelidae
Gene: unc80
Product: protein unc-80 homolog
Exons: 58
Coding region: 167-10534 (3455 amino acids)
Biological process (GO): monoatomic cation homeostasis
Cellular component (GO): axon; cation channel complex
Molecular function (GO): monoatomic cation channel activity
Source: RefSeq, a predicted model, not a curated record